Messenger RNA from Carcharodon carcharias (great white shark), 3423 nucleotides. It is a transcript of the gene vps16, whose product is annotated as vacuolar protein sorting 16 homolog. Lineage: Eukaryota; Metazoa; Chordata; Chondrichthyes; Lamniformes; Lamnidae. Gene Ontology annotation, molecular function: actin binding. The transcript has 24 exons. Gene Ontology annotation, biological process: endosomal transport; vacuole fusion, non-autophagic; intracellular protein transport. Gene Ontology annotation, cellular component: HOPS complex; lysosomal membrane; endosome. The record is from RefSeq and is a predicted model, not a curated record. Bases 73 to 2586 code for a protein of 837 amino acids.
GUGUCUGCCGCUGCGGCCGGUGUAAACACUGGGACUCGGAGCCGCCGCUCUCCCCAUCCCCAGGCCGCACUCAUGGCGUUCGUGACGGCCAAUUGGAAUCCUCUCGGCGAUGUAUUUUACAGGAAAUUUGACCUGUACUCUGAAUGGAUGAUAAAAGAAGACAUCAGUAACUGUUUAAUUGCAGCUGCACCAUAUGCUGGCCCAAUUGCUUUGAUGAUCAAUGGAUCACGUAAGGAAAAAUCUCCAAGCUUACGGCCUGUCAUGGAAAUCUACUCUUCAUCAGGAAAUCGAAUAGUUUCCUUCCCAUGGAUAAGUGGCCUGGUGGUUCACAUUGGGUGGACUACCAGUGAGGAUUUGCUCUGCAUACAAGAUGACGGAACUGUUCUGAUUCAUGACAUUUUUGGGACAUUUAAGCGACACUUCAGCAUGGGGAAUGAGGUGUUACAGAAUCGAGUCAUGGAGGCCAAGGUUUUUCUCACUGCUUAUGGUUCAGGUGUUGCCAUACUAACUGGUGCUUUUAGGUUCACACUUGCCACAAAUAUAGAUGACCUCAAACUCCGACGACUUCCUGAAGUUCCAGGACUGCAGCACCCACCAACAUGCUGGGCUGUAUUAAUACAAGAUCGACAGACCAAAAUUGUUCUGGCUAAUGGGAAGGAUUUAUAUAUCUUAGAUAAUGCUUCCUGCAUAUCUGUUACUCCUCCUGGCCUUGGACCGCAAGUCUGCUCGUUUACCCAAAUUGCUAUUUCAUUCAAUUAUAAAAGGCUUGCUCUAUUUACAGACACUGGUAACAUUUGGAUGGGUUCUUCAUCAUUGAAGGAUAAAUUGUGUGUGGUUGACACAAACUUCCAAACACCGCCUAAACAGUUUGCCUGGUGUAAUAGACCUAAAAGUAACAAUCCAUCUGUAGUUGGUAUUUGGGACAACCUACUUUUGAUAGCAGGGAAUUCAAAGGAGACCAUUAAAUUUUAUCAAGAUGAAGAUGUUCACUUAGUCCCUGAGGUUGAUGGUGUUCGCAUCAUUGGUUCUUCCAGCCAUGAAUUUCUACAUGAGGUCCCAACUGCUUGUCAAGAUAUUUUCAAAAUUGCCUCAAUGGCACCUGGUGCACUUCUGCUGGAAGCUCAUAAAGAAUAUGAGAAAGAGAGCCAGAAGGCAGAUGAGUAUUUACGAGAGAUAAAGGAGCAAAACCUCUUGUUUGAGGCCGUACAGCAGUGCAUUGAGGCAGCAGGCAAUGAGUAUGAACCUGAGAUGCAGAAGACUCUGCUGAGGGCCGCUUCUUUUGGUAAAUGCUUCAUCAGCAACUUUCCACCAGAUACAUUUGUGAAGAUGGCCCGAGAUUUACGGGUGUUGAACGCCAUUCGAGACUAUACCGUCGGCAUCCCUCUCAGUUAUCCCCAAUAUAAGCAGCUCACUAUUGAAGUUCUAAUAGACAGAUUAGUUUUGCGUAGACUCUAUCCCCUUGCAAUAAGGAUUUGUAAGUACAUGAAAAUAUCAGAAUUUCAGGGAGCAAGUCGGAUCUUGGCUCACUGGGCCUGCUAUAAGGUCCAGCAGAAGGAAGAGCCUGAUGACAGCAUUGCUCGUGCAAUCAACAACAAACUUGGUGACACUCCUGGGAUUUCCUAUUCCGAAAUUGCUGCCAAGGCUUAUGAAUGUGGUAGAGCAGAGCUGGCAAUAAAGCUUUUAGAAUAUGAGCCAAGGUCUGGUGAGCAGGUGCCCUUAUUGUUGAAGAUGAAAAGGAGUCAAUUGGCACUACUUAAAGCAAUAGAAAGUGGAGACACGGAUUUAGUGUAUACUGUUGUGACAUAUCUAAAGAAUGAGAUGAACAGAGGAGAUUUUUUUAUGACACUCCAGAAUCAACCAGUUGCACUGAGUCUUUAUCGUCAGUUCUGUAAGCACCAGGAGCCAGAGACACUCAAAGAUCUAUUCAACCAGGAUGACAAUCACCAAGAGCUUGGGAAUUUCUAUGUGCGUUCCAGUUAUUCCAAUGAAACGACAAUCGAGGGCCGAGUAGCUGCUUUGCAGAGUGCUGUGGACGAAUAUAAUAAAGCUAAGAAUGAAUUUGCUGCCAAGAUCACAGAAGAACAGAUAAAAUUGGUGCGAUAUCAGUUUCGCUUGCAGAAAGAAUCUGGAGAAACGUAUCUAGAUUUAUCCUUACAUGAAACUGUUUACACAUUGUUAUUGGAAAGCAAGCACAAACAAGCUGAACAGCUUUACAAAGACUUCAAAAUUCCUGACAAAAGGUUUUGGUGGCUGAAGAUUGCUGCACUGGCAAUGAAAGAAGACUGGGAGGAACUUGAGAAAUUUUCUAAAAGCAAGAAGUCCCCAAUAGGAUAUAUGCCUUUUGUUGAAAUCUGUGUGAAGCAUCGUAACAAGAAUGAGGCUAAGAAAUACGUAGCAAAGGUCAGUCCAGAGCAGAAAGUGAAAGGAUAUAUAAUGGUUGGAGACCUAGAACAAGCUGUGGAAACUGCAACAGAACGCAAGAAUGAAAGCGAGUUGAACACUAUUCUUUCAAAGUGUACACCAGCCACUGAUCAGUUAAUUAUAGAAAAAAUUAACCGAGCAAAAGCUCAGAUUUUAAAGAAAUAAGAUACUUUUCAAAGAUGACAUUCAGUGUUUGACCAUGUUCCCCACUGAUCAUGAGUUAGUUGUCUGUUUUUUUAAUGCUUGAAUAUAUGUUCAUUGCUAAUCUCAUGUACAGUUCUGUUUGAAAUACAAAUACUCAUGUGGAUAUGAAUGAUAAAAUGGCAAAUUAUUGAAACAUGAAAAAGUUGAAAUACUUUAAUUUAACAUUUGUGUCACCAUAGAAAUGCUGAUUAUGCACAUGUUUUAGAUUUCUCUUGUACGGUAAAAUAUUACCUUUAAAUCUGAUAUUAGAGACUGCACCGAUGUGUAAGUGACUUAAAACUAAGUUACUCCAUUAACCAAAAGAAAAUCAGUGAAAAAUGAAGGAGACUAAAAGCACAGUUAAUUAUGUUUGUAUUUAUUCUGCUUUAAGACAAGACACAAAUGUCUUCGUGGACUUUUGGUAUAGUAAUAGAUUAAAAUUAUAUUUAAAAUCAUUAUAAUUUCUUAUUUCUGCAAAAUCAGGAGAAGCAAGUACAGAAUUGAAAAGCUUCUAUUUGGAGAGAACGUGGUAGUAUAUUUGACAAGUCCCUGGAAAGAUAGUUUCUUUAACUAACUGCCUUCGCUCAAUCCAGUUGAUUAGAGAUCUCUGAACCAAGGAUAUUUUGCUUGUAAAACACAACUUAUAAUUGUCACACUAUACUUAAUAGCUUAAUCGUCAAUGAUGCUGAUUUGUGUUAAUAUGUAACUACAGAAAGAGAGGAGUAUUGCAGUGAUAAAUAUCUAUCAUAUAAAUGUUCCUGUGUUUUGCUGUAAUUUUGAAGGAACCAUUUGAAUAAACAUUUCUUUGUUUUGCUGUCA